Molecule: messenger RNA, 1739 nt
Organism: Paecilomyces variotii
Lineage: Eukaryota; Fungi; Ascomycota; Eurotiomycetes; Eurotiales; Thermoascaceae
Exons: 3
Coding region: 396-1553 (385 amino acids)
Source: RefSeq, a predicted model, not a curated record
AAUAAGCUUUCAUAAAUUUAGACUCUUGGAGACAUGGUAUCUAUUAAGAGGGUACUCUAAGCACUGGAUGCCUCAAAAGCCUCGGAACACGAAACCGAUUCGUCGACAACAAGUAAUUCGGAAUUGAUUGACGAGGGCAAAUUAUGUCAAGAAAAAGCUUGUUAUUAUGAUUGGGGAAGAACGAACGCUACGAUCAAUCACACGGGCAGGAAUUUCUGGUUUCGGUCAGCUAGUCUUUGGACUGUUGAGGUCCCUCGAUAGGUACGCAGCUCCCUGCUAGUUGUACGGGGAACAACUAGUACUGCGGUGCUCAGGACACCUCCGCAAUCUCUAUUAUUCCACGGCUUCAGCGCGUGCCAGCCACUUCAGCCCUGGUGGCUCACAACCCCUCUAAUAUGUCUUUACCACUGGGGCUUUCUCUUAGCUCUAUCUCUUGCUUCCUCCUUUUGCUGUGCCUCCAGCUGCCUCGUGGCGUUGCUGCUGACAAGGCACAACAUGCUGCGAUCGGAGGCGGGUACAAGUACGGGCAAACAAUACCUGUGACUUGCUUGAAUCGGACAAUUGAUUCCGGAGAACAUAUCACGGACAACCUAGGCAAACUACAAUACAUCCCCUUCCACAUCUGCAGCGAGACCAAACAACCUCUCGCCUUGCGCUACGGAGUUUCUGAGACCGUCUCGUGCACUAUCGAUUCACUUUCGGAUACUUUCUACCACUUGCUGGAAUAUUACGUUCACUCGGACGCUCCGUUAACAUGUCGCGUGCCUACUGCUCCGCUCAAUCCCUCUACUGGCCACGGGGCCGACGACCAGGAAGAUGACGAGAAACGGCGCAAGGAUGCCCAAUCUGUGGAUGUUUUGGAUAAUGACGGCCCGUCCUACACGCCCUUGACCGUGGCGCUCCAGGGCACCCUCCAAAAGAGCCAUCUCCAUAUCUGGACGGAUAUGAAUGUGCUAGCCCAUAAGAUCAGCUCGAUAAUUGCGCCGUCGAGGAAAGAGGUGAGGACGGCGCCCGGGUACGUCGUCGCGGGAACAGCAUACUCUGUCCCUGAGUUCGAUGUCCAGGUCGACCAGAAGAAAGCAAGCAAGGAAGCCCGUGCUGCUGCUCUGAUCGAAAAUGCUCGUGAUCCCUGGUCUGCGGGCCACGGGACGAAGGUCGUUCGCGGUGAGCCGCUCACGUUCAGGUUCCACGUUAGCUGGGCUGAGGGCGGGGAAGGUAUUGGAUGGACUCUACUAUCGGCAUCUAAUGUUUCUUCCUCUUCCGACGGAGGGAACCUCUUCGUGAAGAUGUUUUUCUUCGUCAUGGCUGUUUCUGUGGGUGCUCUUGGAGCGCUGUACUGGGAGCGAAGCAUGGGUCGCGGACGACAAGGCUGGAAGGGAGAUGGCAUCCUAGGUCGACCUACUUCCCAUCCAAGGAAUCCUAGCGGCGUCGUCUACGGAGACGGAGGCAGGUCUAAUGGCUAUGGCGGUUAUGGACUUGGCAUCGCCAACGGCACUGGUACGAGCGGUGCAGGAUACGGCUAUGGCGGUUUCACGAGCGGGAAGAAGGAUUGAGAAUUCCAUGUAUCCAUGAUUCAUGGGAAAUACGGCUAGAUGGCGGCAUACUAUCCAUCCUUGGCGGUUUCUUCAGCGGUUUUUCGUUACAUGUAUAUCUGAUGUAUAGGAUCAUUUUAAAGCAUGAGCUUCGGCUUCUGGGAUAUAGGUUACGAUUUGAUGGUGGAUAAAAGAAAUAUAAAGGCA